Acaulospora colombiana is the source of this 287-nucleotide messenger RNA. The record is from the annotation of a GenBank genome assembly. Lineage: Eukaryota; Fungi; Glomeromycota; Glomeromycetes; Diversisporales; Acaulosporaceae.
AUGAACUCUAUCGAGGUGAUAUUAGCCGCUAGUCAAUAUAGCCAAGGAACAGUCGAACCUUUUGUGACCGUCCAAAGUGAUGGGGCGAUGUCGGUAUUUUCAGCCAAUCAAGAGGAGGCGACGGCAGAUUCUUCGGGGGAAGAUUUGGAACGAGAAGGAGAAGCAAACUUACGCGAACUCAAGUAUGUGAUAGAAACCCUGAAGGGGAUCGAAGAUCGUUUUAACCGCCAAUUCCACUACUCUUACGUCUUCCUCAACGAGGAGCCUUUUACGGAGCACUUCAAAAG